AUAACAUUCCAUUAGCUAGAGAUAAGGCAUGUCUGAUAACGACUUUAUGUGUGAUAGUGACGAGGACUAUGAUUUAGAGUACAGUGACGAUGAAGAAGAAGACGAAGAAGACUCCACGUUAGAAAACCAGUACUAUAACAGUAAAGCAACAAAGGAAGAGUCCCUCAAAGACGCGCUUGCUGGUUUUGCCAAAGUUAUCACACUGCAAAGUGAAAAGGGAGAAUGGGGCUUUAAAGCGCUGAAACAGAUGUUGAAGAUUAACUUUAAGCUUGGCAAUUACGAUGAUAUGAUGGUGCACUAUCGAGAACUGUUAACGUACAUAAAAUCGGCUGUAACCAGAAAUCACAGUGAAAAGAGUAUAAACUCAAUACUUGACUAUGUUUCUGUCAGUAAGAAUAUGGUUCUACUGCAAGAGUUAUACGAAACCACACUGACAGCUCUACAAGAGGCUAAAAACGAGCGUCUCUGGUUUAAAACCAAUACCAAACUAGGAAAACUGUACUUUGACUUGGGUGAAUAUGGACAGUUACAGAGGGUGAUAAAGCAGCUGCAUGCUGCUUGCAAGAAUCAGGAUGGAUCUGAUGAUCAAAAGAAAGGGACGCAGUUACUAGAGAUAUACGCACUGGAGAUACAGAUGUUCACGGAGCAGAAGAACAACAAGAAAUUAAAGGUUCUGUACGAACAAAGUCUGCAAGUCAAGUCCGCUAUUCCUCACCCGCUCAUUAUGGGAGUUAUCAGGGAGUGCGGAGGAAAGAUGCACCUGCGGGAUGCCCAAUACCAGAAAGCUCACACAGACUUCUUUGAAGCGUUCAAGAAUUACGAUGAGUCUGGUAGCCCGCGGAGGACAGCGUGUCUCAAGUACCUGGUACUUGCGAGCAUGCUCAUGAAGUCCAACAUCAACCCCUUCGACUCCCAGGAGGCAAAGCCGUAUAAGAAUGACAAGGAAAUAAUAGCCAUGACAAACCUGGUAAAUGCGUACCAGAGCAGCGACAUCGAGCAGUUUCAGGCGAUUAUAAAGGAGCACCACAGUAGCGUUAUGGGGGACACCUUCAUCAGGGAGCACAUUGAGGACCUCCUUAAAAACAUCAGAACAGAGGUGCUGGUUAAGGUUAUAAAACCAUACACCCGAUUAAAGAUUGAGUUUGUGGCGAACGUACUCGGGGUUUCAAAUGAAGAGGUGGAACAACUACUGAUUGGGUGCAUACUGGACGGGGCAGUGAAAGGCAAGAUAGACCAGCUCAGUAACACCUUAGUUCUUGACAAAGAACAGGAAUCUCACCAACUCAGGAUGUCUGGCUUGUCCGCAUGGACUAAACAGAUAAACGAACUGAGCGAGAAGUUAAAUGUGACCGCCGGAGGAGGACCUGGUAUGCGGUGAAGGGUGUUAAAUGCCACGUCACUUUGAAUGAGUAUGACGGUAUCUGGGUUGGAAUUUGGUCAGUGACCCGAGCUGAGGGCUAGUGGCUUGCAAUCAAUAUGGAUGAGAUAACUCGUGGACUGGGCCACAAAUCAACAAAAAGACGUUCAAAUUAAUGAAAAGUCCUCCGGGAAAGUAGGAUGAGGGAAUUUAUUGCUUUUUACCUUUUCUACAGAAAAAAGGAUGCAAUUUUGCCAGUCUUUGGAGAUCAAUUAUUAAGUUUUAAACCAUUAAAUCUAUAUUUGAUAGUAUUUAAACGCUGUUGAUUGUUAUUUCAUACCUUGAUUAUAAUAGUUUGACAUCUUGUUA
This is a messenger RNA of Bolinopsis microptera, 1726 nucleotides long. Its product is annotated as COP9 signalosome complex subunit 2-like. The record is from RefSeq and is a predicted model, not a curated record. Gene Ontology annotation, biological process: protein deneddylation. Lineage: Eukaryota; Metazoa; Ctenophora; Tentaculata; Lobata; Bolinopsidae. Gene Ontology annotation, cellular component: COP9 signalosome. The coding region runs from base 29 to 1378 and encodes 449 amino acids. The transcript has 10 exons.